Molecule: messenger RNA, 1005 nt
Organism: Alternaria arborescens
Lineage: Eukaryota; Fungi; Ascomycota; Dothideomycetes; Pleosporales; Pleosporaceae
Exons: 2
Coding region: 1-1005 (334 amino acids)
Cellular component (GO): plasma membrane
Source: RefSeq, a predicted model, not a curated record
AUGCCCAUGGACUUCUUGACGACCUCGACUGCAGGCGCCCUCUUUGGGGCCGCGCUAGCAUCGUCUGGCGUAUACUCACCCUCAGUCAUUAUCUCACAGAUGCAACUCGCCAACUUCCACAUGCUCAAAGUCUUUAUGGCAGCGAGUGCCAGUAGUGCUCUCGUAUUGGCAUCGUUUAAUAAGCUUGGCUUAUCAAACACCAAACCACGGUCGCCCUCGUCACUCGGCCUGUUCAGCCGCUACGACGGGAACAUAAUCGGUGGUUGUAUGAUUGGCUUAGGCAUGACCCUCACAGGCGCGUGCCCUGGUACUGUACUAGUUCAGCUUACCAGCGGUAUCCGCUCUGGAUGGUACAUCAUGGCUGGUGGAAUUCUAGGAGGUAUUCUGUAUACUCGUCUCUCAGGCUACCUCCGCAGGAAUCAGGUCAGCAUCUCUUCAGACACCGAGCUUACCGUCUACGGCGUAUUUGGUGUUAAGAGCCACCACGCUGUCGUGGUGUAUGAGCUGCUUUGCCUGGUGCUCAUAACUUUGGUGACCGUCCUAGGACCAAAAGGUGCCUCUGUUCCACUCCACCCUCUCCUUGGAGGUGCUCUCAUUGGGGCCGCCCAGGCUGCCUCGCUCGUCUUAACUGGGAAUGCCGUAGGCGUCUCGACAGGAUAUGAGGUGAUAGGGUUUUACUUCUGGCAAACUUUGGACUCGCUGUUAGGACAUGAACCGAGAAAGCUUCCUGCUCCGUUGAAGUCGGUUUAUUUUGCUGCUGGUAUUGUUGCUGGCAGCUGGGUGUUGGUGCGCUUAGUACCACCAACCAUAUCAGAAACUGGGAUUGACAUUUCAUCCCUACGCGGCAUAAUCGGAGGUUUCGUCAUGGUGCUAGGGGCAAGAAUUGCUGGAGGAUGUACUUCAGGCCAUGGAAUCAGCGGGAUGUCUAUGCUCUCAGUCUCGAGUAUUGUCACAGUUGCUUUUAUGUUCGUUAGCGGGUUUGGAUCAGCUCUGUUUAUCUCAUGA